Molecule: messenger RNA, 2480 nt
Organism: Cryptomeria japonica (Japanese cedar)
Lineage: Eukaryota; Viridiplantae; Streptophyta; Pinopsida; Cupressales; Cupressaceae
Product: BTB/POZ domain-containing protein At1g30440
Exons: 4
Coding region: 372-2273 (633 amino acids)
Molecular function (GO): protein binding
Source: RefSeq, a predicted model, not a curated record
GAAAAUCAAUGAAAAAUAAAUAAAAAUAUUUAUAGAGAUGACAACCAUUUUAGAUUUCCGGGACUCCCUGGACUUCCACUGCUUUUUUUCGGCGCCAAGAUUUUCCAUACAAGUGAUUUUCUAUGAUGGAGAGAGACCCAUUUCUAAUCUUUUGGACUAAAUAGUUCUUCUCUUUCUUAUUACGCGGUAUACACAUAGGAGACUGUAAUUGAGGAUACCCAUGUUGUAUGGAUGCUCAGUGAGCAUGUUGUUGAUGUAGUAGUGUGAUGGAAUUGAAUAUUGGAGCUGGGUGAUUUGAAAGAAGGUACAUUAUGAAGCAAUGAAUUGUUGUUAGCUGAUGUUUUAUUGUCAGUGAGGUGAAAUUUGUGAACAUGGCGUGUAUGAAAUUGGGAUCCAAGGCUGAUAACUUCCAAAGGAAAGGACAGGCAUGGUUCUGCAUGACUGGUCUUCCCAGCGACAUACAAAUUGAAGUUGGAGACAUGUUCUUUCAUCUUCACAAGUUUCCAUUGAUAUCUAGGAGUGGAAAGUUGGAAAAAUUUAUUCAAGAGUCUACAGAUAAUGAAGAGGGAUGCCGUUUGCAGCUGCAUGAUGUACCGGGUGGUGCCAUUGCCUUUGAACUUGUAGCAAAAUUUUGUUAUGGAGUCAAACUAGAGCUGACAGCCUUGAAUGUUAUCUUUCUGCGUUGCGUGGCUGAAUAUCUGGAGAUGACAGAGGCUUAUGGGGAGGGAAAUUUGAUUUCUCGAACAGAAAUUUUCUUAAACCAAGUAGUUCUUCCUAACUGGAAGGAAUCUAUCAGAGCACUUCAGGGCUGUGAAAAUGUUCUUCCACAUGCAGAGAAGCUUCAGGUUGUGAAGAGAUGUGUUGACUCUAUUGCUAUGAAAGCAUGUUCAGAUCCAAGCUUAUUUGGAUGGCCUAUGAUGGAGCGUGGGUCUAUGCAAAGCCCUGGAGGUAGUGUCUUGUGGAAUGGAAUUAGUACGGGAGCUAGAUUAAAAAAUGCUCGAGCUGACUGGUGGUAUGAAGAUGUUUCAGUUCUUAGUCUUCCACUGUAUAAGAGACUCAUUUCUUCAUUGGAAACCAGAGGUGUUAAGUUUGAAAAUAUUGGAGCAGCACUAACAGUAUUUGCAAAAAGACAUCUUCCUGGACUUACUAGGCGUCAAGGUGUUAGACACACCUCCAUUCCAUCUGAGGAAGACCGACGGUUUCUGCUUGAAACUGUUGAGAGUCUAUUGCCAAUGCAGAAGGGUGUCACUUCCACCAGCUUUUUGUUUGGAUUGUUGCGCACUGCAAUGCUAUUAAGUGCAAGUCUUGUUUGUAAAAAUAAUCUAGAAAGAAGGAUAGCAAUGCAGCUAGACCAGGCCAUGCUAGAAGAUCUUCUUAUUCCCAAUUAUUCCCACAUGGUAGAAACUCUUUAUGAUUGUGAUUGUGUUCAGCGGAUUGUUGAGAACUUUAUCAUUUUCGAUCAAGCUUCGGGAGCAGGAGCAGAAUCACCUAGCUCUGAUCAGGAUGUGCAAUUGAUUGGUUCUCCAUCACUUACGCCAAUUACUAAGGUUGCUAAGUUAAUGGAUGCUUACCUUGCAGAAGUUGCACCAGAUAUCAACCUGAAGCUUGCCAAAUUCCAAUCACUGGCAGCAGCUCUUCCAGAGUAUGCUAGGCCUUUAGACGAUGGCUUAUAUCGUGCAAUUGAUACAUUCCUAAAGGCACAUCCUUGGAUUACUGAUCAGGACCGAGAACAGCUAUGUAAGCUCAUGGACUGCCAGAAGCUAUCACUGGAAGCUUGUACUCAUGCUGCUCAAAAUGAGAGGCUUCCACUUAGGGUGGUUGUACAAGUAUUAUUCUUUGAACAGAUGCAGUUAAGAACUGCUAUUGCAGGUUGUUUUCUAGUUUCUGAAAAUCUUGAUGCUUCGCGACCCUCAAGGCAAAAUGCGGGCAUAUCAAAUGAUGGAGCAUUGCCACCACAAAAUGUACGUGGUGAGGGCCGUCCUAACAUUGUAAGGGAAAAUCAAGUUCUUAAAACAGACAUGGAUAUUAUCCGAGCUCGUGUUCUUGAACUUGAAAAAGAAUGUUCAAGCAUGAGAAAGGAGAUUGAGAAACUAGGAAAAGGGAAGGGCCAGGGUGGUUCUGCAUCAAAAACACUUGGAAUCAAGUUAAAGUCUCAGUUUUGCAGCACAGAAGAAGAUGCUGUCGAUAACCAAACUCAUGGAGAUACUGCAGAAUCAGAACAACUUAGGCCCAGAAAAUCAAGGCAUAAACGGAGUCCUCACCUCCCAGAUUGAGUUGCUUUUGAUGCAUCUUGAUUUUUAUAUAGCAUUUUUUUUGCAUCAGUUGUUUGCACCUUCUUGGCAAAUAUUGCAGCAAUUAUCAGUGUGGCCUCAAUUUCUGAUUGUCAGGUAUAAAGGUUCCAGCCAUUUUGAUGGCUUGUAAUUCUAUGUAAUUCUAUGUAAGAAUUGGUAACUGUUUAUUCAUUCAUCCUUUUUUUUUCA